UCAAUUGGCAUGGAUUGGCUUAGCUGCAUAAGUGUCUGCUCUUCACGUCUCACAUGACAUGGUUGCUGCCUAUAAAAGAGCCUUUCCUGGCGGCUAUAAUGAUCACACCAAAUCCUUCAAAAUUCCCAUUGUAUAUUUCUCUUUCUAUCCCUUGAGCUUCUCCUUACUUUCCUAAUGGCUGCAACCCAUCUCUCGAAAUGUUCAUUUGUCCUAGCCUUAGCCCUGUUCUUGGCAGCCAUUGCCUCGGCGGAAUACUACAACCCCACUGCUAUUAAUUCAGAGGAAGCUGGUGCUGUAGUUAAGCCUCAAGACAAACCAGAUUACCACAAUGGAUAUGUUUCCACGCCGGCGAUGGAGAAGCUGAAGUCGAGGAUGCACCAGUACAAGCAUGGCUGGAAGCAAGAGGAUGCUGACAGCCACCGACCCGAAUCAGGAAAUGGGUAUGGUUCGAAAUCAGAGAAGCCAUUGGUGCCGGAAGCAGUGAAGCCAAAGGUUAGCUCCGAGAAGAGGGCGUCGAACUAUGGGGCAAAACCGGAAGAUUGGUUCCCGAUCGGCAUUGAAGGAGUUGUUGCGUGCAAAUCAGGAUCUGACUACCGUCCCCUUCAAGGCGCUGUGGUGAGAAUAACUUGCUCGGGCGAGGAGGAAGAGCACAAGGUGUCGUGCUCGACCGACGAGAAGGGAUAUUUCUACAAGACGAUGCCGGCUUAUGGUGGCAAACCAGAGCUGUGCAAGGCAUUCCUGGAGAAAUCGGGGUCUGAGAAGUGCAGUGAGCCUACAGAUGUGAACAAGGGCAUCAAUGGCGCCGCCCUCUCUUCGUACAAAAUUCUCCAUGGCAAGCGCAUCAAGCUCUACCCUGUCGGCCCUUUCUUCUACUCCAUGAAGACGACGACGGCGACGACUCAUGAUGCUGAUGAUCACCCUGCUACUGCUAUAUCCACUGCCAAACCUUACUCCAAAUCUCCAGCAGGCUACUGAUUGGACCCCAGAUUUUUCAUUCUGCCAUUUUCACUAAUGUACUUAUCUAUCUCUUUAGCUUUGUUUUAUUGCAUUUCAUUGGUUCACCAUUGAUUCAAAGAAUCAUUCCUUUGUUUGUUACUCCAAAAUCCCAAAUUUGUAUGACUGCUUCCCUACGAGAAUAUCUUAUAAAAUCAGUAUGAUUGUUGUUGUCUUAAAUUUUGUUUACUAUGUGACACGACACACGAGUAUAGAUCAUA
Messenger RNA from Linum tenue, 1214 nucleotides. Lineage: Eukaryota; Viridiplantae; Streptophyta; Magnoliopsida; Malpighiales; Linaceae. The record is from the annotation of a GenBank genome assembly.